Heteronotia binoei (common prickly gecko) is the source of this 2839-nucleotide messenger RNA. RefSeq names its product transmembrane protein 184C (gene TMEM184C). Gene Ontology annotation, molecular function: transporter activity. Gene Ontology annotation, biological process: transport. The transcript has 10 exons. The record is from RefSeq and is a predicted model, not a curated record. NCBI's taxonomy places the organism in Eukaryota, Metazoa, Chordata, Lepidosauria, Squamata, Gekkonidae. The coding region runs from base 183 to 1490 and encodes 435 amino acids.
AGAUGGGCGGGGCGGGGGGCCGUGCGGCCGGCAAGCGUCGCAGGGCCCAGGAUGAUGGGGAUGUUGUCCCCUCCGCAGAGCGGCGGCUGUGGAGACGACGUGGUGCUGGGCCCGUGAGCCGGCGGCGGGGCGUCCCGUCGGAGCCGAGGCUGCGCUGAGGGCCCUGCUGCCAGAGCGGCGCCAUGCCGUGCACCUGCGGGAACUGGCGGCGCUGGAUUCGGCCGCUGGUGGCCACCAUCUACGUGGUGGGGCUGCUGGUGGCCCUGCCGCUCUGCGUGUGGGAGCUGCAGAAGCUGGAGGUUGGAAUCCAGACAAAGGCAUGGUUUAUUGCUGGAAUCUUUUUACUGAUGACGAUACCAAUAUCUCUUUGGGGAAUAUUGCAACAUUUGGUUCACUAUACUCAACCUGAAUUACAAAAACCAAUAAUUAGGAUUCUAUGGAUGGUGCCGAUUUACAGUCUAGACAGUUGGAUAGCAUUGAAAUAUCCGAAAAUUGCAAUUUAUGUGGAUACUUGCAGAGAAUGCUAUGAAGCCUAUGUCAUCUAUAACUUCAUGGUGUUUCUUUCUAAUUAUUUGACCAAUCGAUAUCCAAAUCUGGUAUUAAUCAUAGAAGCCAAAGAUCAGCAGAAACAUUUACCACCAUUGUGCUGCUGUCCACCUUGGGCUAUGGGAGAGGCACUGUUGUUCAGAUGCAAGCUGGGUGUUUUGCAGUAUACUGUUGUAAGACCGUUCACCACUAUUAUUGCUUUAAUCUGUGAACUUGUUGGCGUGUAUGAUGAAGGGAAUUUUAGCUUCAAAAAUGCUUGGACAUACUUAGUCAUAUUCAACAAUAUGUCUCAGCUUUUUGCCAUGUACUGCCUUGUAUUAUUUUAUAAAGUACUGCGGGAAGAACUAAACCCAAUCAAACCUGUGGGCAAGUUUCUGUGUGUCAAGAUGGUGGUUUUUGUUUCUUUUUGGCAAGCUGUACUUAUUGCAUUGUUGGUGAAAGUUGGUGUUAUUUCUGAGCAUAGCACAUGGGAAUGGAACAGUGUAGAAGAGGUGGCAACUGGCUUGCAAGAUUUUAUCAUCUGUGUGGAGAUGUUCUUUGCUGCAAUUGCUCAUCACUACAGUUUUUCCUACAAGCCAUAUGUGCAAGAAGCUGAAGAAGGGUCUUGCUUUGAUUCCUUUCUUGCGAUGUGGGAUAUUUCUGAUAUUCGGGCAGAUGUAUCUGAACAGGUUCGCAAUGUUGGAAGGACAGUAUUUGGUCAACCAAGGAAAAUUUUUUUUGGUGAAGAUCAUGAACAGAAUGAACAUACAAGUUUACUUUCUUCAUCCACUCAAGACCCGAUUUCUGCUUCCUCUUCCAUACCGUCGUCUCCUGUGGGUCAUUAUCAAGGGUUUGGACACACUGUGACUCCGACAAUGCCUGUUGAACCAACAUCUGAUGGACUCUAUAAUUCUUUGGAAGAGAAGGAAAAUUCCCAUGUUCCAACAGAAAAGAUUGUGGAUUAAAUGUUCAACCAUAUUUGAUUUAAACCUCAGACACACACCCCCCCUCCCGUUUUUCCCAGAAAUGUGUCAAACUCUGACAAAACAGUACGUAAAACAGAUUAGCAUAAAAGAUUGGAAUUCUAGUUCAGUACUGAUUCUUCAGUUAUAUAUAUGGAAUGGAGUCUCUUACUAUGCUGAGAUGAAAUGUACACCCUGAACAUAGUUAUAGGACUUCAGCACUAUGAUACAACAUAGUAGCACUAUGUUAUGACAUAGUAUUAAAUCACUGAAUUAAACUGAUAAAAUCAUUUAUGGAGCAUGCUUGGAAACUUUGAGCUCAGGCUUGUAAUGAAAUUCAGUUAGUUGAAGAAGGUAUGCAGUUUAAUAAAAAAAACCCAGAGGUCAGGCAGCAGAAGGCCAAAGGUUUUCCUGACUUCUCUUGCAAACCAGUGAAUCCUUCAGACUUGUACUUAUUCCAUUCCAGAACAUCAUCUUGAAUGUGUUAGACUUCUUACAGAACUACUGAGUUGGUAAGUCUUGACCUGUGAUCAUCUUCACUAUCAGCAUGCCUAUUGUACAGUCCAACUUAGCAGAAGUGCUUGAAGUUAAACUACAUACAUCUGUUGGCUUGCCAGUAAAGUAACAAAACAGCCCUAGCUGCCUGUUCAAUGGAUUUGCGUUGGAAGUUGCUCUAGAAGAAGUUAAUUAAAAAACAUUCUGAUUUGUGCUAUAAAAUUGAAUUAUUUAACACAUGGAAAAAACCCUGCUCAGUCCUUUGUUUCUGUUGCAGUUUCUUCAUGUAGUAUAUUUCCCACUGGUUUAUCAAAUGUGUAUUCUGUGAUAUGGAUACCAUUUUAAUGCCUCAUAAUCUUGAAUUCUUAGUCAAAAUUUAUGGAAGGCAGAUGUACUAAGUAGAAUCAGGUUAUCCAAGUAACACUAAUGUUGUUAGAUAAGGAAUGUAACAAAUUAGUGUGGUUCUAAGGACUUUAUUUCACAUUUAACUAAAUGAAGAGGAUUUUCUGAUCCAUUAUCACAUUUUGUACUUGCUUUGUAUGCUUGCCAUCUUAUUUUCAUGUGGAAAGCUGCAAGCUUUGCAUUUUUAAGUGGGCGUCUUCAGAGGGAGAAAACCCCUAUUUUUCAAGAUUUAGAUGCCUUUAAAGCCCUGGAGGUUUUUAACUGAUUUGUGGCUGCUACAAUGAAAUCUUACAAGUGCUUAUGCGGUACUAGUGUGUCUUGUAAAUACUUGGCCUUAUUCACUAGGCUGCAUAUUUAAUAGCUAAAUGGUACAUCUUUAAACUGGGAAAACAGGAAAACAUACUUAUUCAUUGCCUCUAUUGUAUAUAAGCAAAUAAAAUUUAAUUAGAAGCUUA